AUUACUUCAAAAUAUAAUUAUGAUGAAAUUAUAGCCGGCUGACAGCGGCACCUACAUUUGUCAAGCGCCCAGAUAUCUAGGACAACCAGGAUCCGAGUUGAGAGUGUCACUCAGCGUCGAUGCUACACCGAUCUACAAACCACAACCGCCUGCGUUCGAUUCAUGUAGAGCUCACGAAGCCACCUGUGGCAAUGGACAAUGCAUAUCUAAGACGCAAGUCUGUGAUGGCCGUAGAGAUUGCACCGACGGUUCCGACGAGGAUUCUUGCCAUAACAAUGGCUUGUGCGAACCAAAUCAAUUCCAGUGCGCGAACCGGAGAUGUGUCCUGAAGACAUGGUUGUGCGACUCCGAGGAUGAUUGUAUGGACGGUUCUGAUGAACAGAACUGUGGUGUUGAAAGUAGUCGACAGAUGUGCACCCCUGUGGAAUUCAAAUGUUUGAGCAACGAUCAAUGUGUACCGAAGAGUUUCCAUUGUGAUGGACAGUCGGAUUGCAGAGACGGUUCUGAUGAAAUUGGAUGUGCACCAGUGCACAUUACGAAGCCACCAACCCCUUCAAACAUAAGGCUCACCGUCGGUGAAACGCUAACUUUAACGUGUGAAAGCGUUGGUAUUCCCGUGCCUCUCAUAUCAUGGAGAUUGAACUGGGGACAUGUCCCUUCACAAUGCGUUGCGACAAGCAUUAAUGGAAUCGGAAAACUUAUUUGUCCUUAUAUGCAGCCAGAGCAUAGUGGCGCAUAUUCUUGCGAGGGUAUCAACAAUAUAGGCACAGUGUUCGCUUACCCUGACGCCAUCGUUUUCGUUAGUCAGACCGAUGUGUGCCCUGCUGGAUUCUUUAACAGCGAAGCGCAGUCAGAGAGCGAGUGUAUCCGGUGCUUCUGUUUUGGAGAGUCGACCCAAUGCCGCAGUGCGGACUUGUUUACAUACAACAUGCCGACGCCCCUGGGAGAAGGUGGCACCCGUCUGGUCGACGUCAAGGUGACGAAUGGACAAAUUGAAAUCGACAAGAAAGUCAGCAACCAAUACUUUUAUCAGCCUUUAUGGAAUGGAGCUACUAUUACCAAACUGGACAAUUACGGUAAUAAUUGGUAUCCAUCGUUAACAUCGGACACGCAUCCUUACCUAACUUUACCGGAGACAUACAACGGCAACCAGCUGACGUCAUAUGGCGGGCACAUCAACUACAAUUUCUCCCCGCAUAAACCAGCGAGAUACUCGAGUGAUAGUUCACCAGAGAUUAUUAUCAAGGGCAAAUAUGAGACAUUAGUACACAUCGUUCCUGGUGGCAGACCAAGACAGAUCACCGUUAAAGCCCGACUGACUCCUGAGAAUUGGAUGAAAGUUACCCCUAGCGGACUAACUUCCACGACACGAGAGGACAUAAUGAUGGCUUUGGACAACAUUGAAACUAUUCUCCUGCGUGGAGAUUUUAAUAAUGCCGGCACGAACAUCACUGACUUCUCCAUGGAAUCUGCGCAGCACAUCAACGUUGGCUUGGGAGCCGCAAACCUCGUCGAAGAGUGCACUUGCCCCCCUGGAUAUGAGGGUCUCUCUUGUCAGAAAUGUGCCGCCGGGUACGUUCACGACCAUUCAGGUCCCUGGCUUGGCGCAUGUGUACGAGAAAGGCAAUGUCCGCCAGGAGAAUAUGGUUACCCCAAUAAUGGAAUGGGCUGCAGACCCUGUCCUUGCCCACUCACCAAUCCUGACAACCAGUUCGCAAGGACUUGCUCUGUUGGCCCUGACGGUGAUGUCAUUUGCGAUUGUCUUCCAGGUUACACAGGUCGCAAUUGCGAACGCUGCGAUCGCGGAUACGUGGGUAAUCCUCUGAUACCUGGAGACUCCUGCAAGAUCCCUGUGCCCAGCAAUUGCAACCCCGUAGGCACCUUACGCUCACCUAUGCCAAAUGAAUGUCAAUGCAAGGACCAUGUUACCGGCAGAUAUUGUGAUCAGUGCAAGAACGACUCGUUUUAUCUUUCUGCUGAUUUUAGACAAGGCUGCGCUCUAUGCUUCUGUUCAGGCGUGUCUCAGCAAUGCCAGAGCAGCAAUUUACGCCGCAAGACAAACAACGUUCGUUUCAACUCUCAAGAUAUCGCAGACCAAGUCAAGAUCUAUACCAGUGCACCUUCGUCUCCUGGUAUCGGCGUUAGAUACAAUGCGCCAGUCCUAACUUCCUUGCAACCACGUUUGCUCAGAGGAGAAUUAGGACUGACAGAUUUAGAUAGGUCACAAAAUAACAUUUACUAUUGGAGUUUACCGUUGAGCUUUAUCGGCGAUAAAGUAAAGUCUUACGGAGGUUUCUUACGGUACACACUCAGACAAAUCCCGCCUCCUAAUAGUUACAAUUCUCGUAACAAUGCUGCCGACGUUCUGCUUAUGAGUGUAAGUUACAAUCUUCAUGAU
Hyposmocoma kahamanoa is the source of this 2398-nucleotide messenger RNA. RefSeq names its product basement membrane-specific heparan sulfate proteoglycan core protein-like. The annotation marks the transcript as partial. The transcript is spliced from 13 exons. Gene Ontology annotation, cellular component: basement membrane. The record is from RefSeq and is a predicted model, not a curated record. Lineage: Eukaryota; Metazoa; Arthropoda; Insecta; Lepidoptera; Cosmopterigidae. Gene Ontology annotation, molecular function: protein binding.